AUGUUAAGGAAGAGCAAUGUGAUUUAUGAGUAUAUUUUUUAUGGUCAUUUAUGCACAAACAAACGCCAAACAUUUUACGAAAAAACUUCAUUAUUUGAUAAGAAAACAAUUGUAACUCGCGAUGAGCUUUAUCAAAAUACUAUAGGACAACGGUCACAGUUAUCAUUUAAAGAUGCGAAAAUGAUUAAUCUUCGAUACUGCACAAAUAAAUGUUAUCAAGAAAUGGUUUGUUAUCAUGGCGGAUAUACUGAUCCAAACUACUGUAGUCGAUGCAUUUGCCCAUCGGGCUGGGGUGGCACAAAUUGUCAGGAUGUCGAACCAAGCAGAACUGCAGGCUGUGGAAAGACCUUAAUAGCGGCAAAUGAAUCGGUAACCAUAACGAGUCCAACAUUAGUACCAAAUGUUCAUUGUGUUUGGAGAAUCAAAUCAAUAGCACAAGUCGACGUGACAAUUGGUAACAUAAUUCUACCAUGUCAAGAAUCCUGUGGUAGCUUCGUUGAAUUAAAAUAUCAUAAUGAUAUGACCAGAACAGGUCCGAGGCUUUGUUGUUCGGCAUCGAAACGACGCUUCAUUAGUGAUGGAAAUGAUUUUAUAAUCAUAUAUAGCGGAUCGUCUAAUGCUGAUAGUCGGUUUAGUGGUUUUCAGUUCAGCUAUAAAACAUAUGAUGAAAGCCUUCACACCACAAAAACCUGGACUAAUGCAAAAACCACAUCUGCGAUUUCUCUUACCACUAAACAAUCUACGGGACCGAUUAACACACGGGGACCUUUGACUCCAUCAAGAUUUACGCAUCCCACGACACCAACAGUGGGUAAGGAAUCAUUGAAACAAAAUUUAGGAUCACAUUGGAGCGCGUGGGGCCAGUGGAGUGAAUGUUCCGUUACUUGUGGUGGCUGUGGUGUUAGGAAACGUGUAAGAGCAUGCUAUGGGGGGAACAGGACUUGCAGUGGACCAGAUUAUGCGACUGAAAAAUGUGGUGAAAAGCGUUGCGAACAAGCGAGUAGAAUAAUGGACUGUAAAGGUCGAAUCGUUUUACCGUGUGACCUAAUGAAUAAACUGGACUUCGGGAUUUUCAAAACAAUUCAAUCAGAUUCAAAAAUGGAAAGGAAUGAAGCGAUACUCAAUGUUUCUACAAUAGAGCUGUUAAAUCGCCGUGGAAGAAGCAUUGGGACUAUUUGUGAGAAAAGGUUUUCAUAUUUUUGUGUCACAAAUUUAUUAACUCUUGCCAUUGAUUGGAAGCGAGCUCAUGAUGUUGUGCGCGAUUCAAAUGGUUGUUGUAAAGGAUAUUUUGCUGUGAAUGGUAAUUGCGUUAAGAUAUAA
Dracunculus medinensis (Guinea worm) is the source of this 1320-nucleotide messenger RNA. Lineage: Eukaryota; Metazoa; Nematoda; Chromadorea; Rhabditida; Dracunculidae. The record is from the annotation of a GenBank genome assembly.